AUGAACCUCCUUAAACCCUACCGGAGAAACCUUCAGUUCUCCACCCUCUCCUCCCUGCCAUCACCACCGCCGGGGCCUGAUGUUCAUCUGGUCGGAAAAUCCAUCGCCAUUCUCAAACGCCACCACUUAGUCAACCUGGAUUCUCUGUCCUCCCAAUUCACCCCUCAAUCAGCUUCUUAUUUACUCCACAAUGUUCAAUUUGACAAAACCCUAACCCUAUCAUUCAUCAAUUGGGCUCGCAGACGUCCCUUCUUCGAUCUAAGAUGUAACUGCAUCUCGCUUCACUUACUCACCAGAUUCAAGCUCUAUAAAACAGCUCAAAUCAUCGCCGAAGAUGUAGCCAUUCACAACCCUGAUGAUGAAGGUGGAGAUUUGGUUUUUGCAUGCGUUAAAGAUACGUACUCUGAGUGUAGUUCUAGCUCUGCCGUCAUUGAUUUGCUGGUAAAAUCUUAUUCUAAUAUGAAAAUGGUUAAAAGAGGUUUAAAUACAAUUCAUUUAGCCAUAUCUUAUGGUUUUAUGCCUGGUGUGCUGUCGUAUAAUUCUGUUCUUGAUGCGAUAACUAGGUCUCAUGAGCCCAUCAAAUUAGCUGAAGAAAUGUAUCUGCAUAUGAUGAGAAUUGGGGUUUCUCCAAAUGUGUUUACUUAUAAUAUACUGAUACGUGGGUUUUGUGCGGUUAGGGAAUUGGAGAAGGGUUUAGGGUUCUUUGCUGAAAUGCAAAAAAAUGGUUGCUUGCCUAAUGUUGUCACUUAUAAUACAUUAAUUGAUGCUUAUUGCAAGUUGAGGAGGCUUGAUGAUGCAUUCAAGGUGUUUAAGACCAUGUCUACGAGGGGAUUGGAGCCAAAUGUGAUUUCCUAUAAUGUCAUACUUAACGGGUUAGGUCGAGAAGGGAGGAUGAAAGAAACAGGAGAAGUUCUUGAGGAGAUGAAACGUAAGAGAAUCAUCCCUGAUGAAGUGACUUAUAAUACACUCGUGAAUGGGUAUUGUAAAGAAGGAAAUUUCCACCAGGCACUUGUUUUGCAUGAUGAGAUGACAAGCAAUGGAGUCUCUCCAAAUGUUAUUACUUACACUUCUUUGAUUAAUAGCAUGUGCAAAGCUCGGAAUCUACACAGGGCUAUGCAAUUACUAGAACAGAUGCGCAUAAGGAAAUUAUUUCCAAAUGCUAGAACAUACACGACCUUGAUUGAUGGCUUCUCCCAGCAGGGAUUCAUGGAUGAAGCUUAUCGGUUGUUGGAUGAAAUGAAAACGAAUGGUUUUUCUCCAUCCAUUGUGACUUAUAAUGCUUUAAUCCAUGGACACACUGUAGAUGGAAAGAUGGAAGAUGCUUUAGGAGUUCUUGAGUAUAUGGGUACGAAUGGGACAUCCCCAGAUGUUGUAAGCUAUAGUACAAUUAUUACUGGUUUUUGUAGGAAUCAGGAGCUAGACAAGGCCUUUCAAAUGAAACGCCAAAUGGUCGAGAAAGGUGUUCUACCUGAUGCUGUUACCUAUUCUUCGCUGAUUAAAGGUCUUUGCGAUCAGAGGAAACUAACUGAAGCUUGUGAUCUUUUCCAAGACAUGUUAAGAAUGGGUUUGCCACCUGACGAGUGUACAUACACAGCUUUGAUAAAUGCUUACUGUGUAGAAGGAGAUACUGCAAAUGCUCUACGUUUGCAUGACGAAAUGCUCAAAAAGGGUUUGUUCCCUGAUGUUGUCACAUACAGUGUGUUGAUUAAUGGGCUUAGCAAGCAAGCUCGAACCCGUGAAGCAAAACAGGUUCUUUUCAAGUUGUAUUAUGACAAUGCUAUUCCAGAUGAUGUAACUUACAACACAUUAAUAGAAAAUUGUGGCAACAUGGAGUUGAAGAGUGUGGUAGCUCUUAUAAAAGGGUUCUGUAUGAAAGGUUUAAUGAAUGAAGCAGACAAAGUGUUUGAAUCAAUGCUUCAAAGAAGGCAAGCACCCACUGAAGCUGUUUAUAACAUCCUUAUACAUGGCCAUUGUAAAGGUGGGAACUUGAGAAAAUCAUUUGAUCUUUAUAAGAAGAUGAUAAAUCAUGGAUUUGUUCCUCAUACUGCAACGAUUAUUGCCUUGAUAAAAGAACUCAUAAAAGGCGAAAUGACCUCAGAGUCGAGUGAAGUUAUAGAAAACCUGUUGAGAAGUUGUUGUCUUACCGAUGCUGAGCUUGCAAAAGCUCUCGUUGAGAUAAACCACAAACAAGGAAAUAUGGAUGCAGUAUUCAAGAUUCUUUCUGAAAUGGCCAAGGAUGGGUUGCUUCCAAAUAGUGGCAGAACUGCGUAUGCUCAAUGAUCAUGAGCCUGCAAUACCGUAAACCCGAAACCUGUGUCGGAUUCAUCAAUGGAGCAGUAGAUGCCAGGGCAUAAUGCUGCUCAUGUUGCUGCUAGAACUUACAUGAAGUGCAAGAUACAGUUGGACAUACCUUUACUACAGAGUGGGUCAGGACUGAAAUUUUCGCCGAUCUGUGUAUAGAGCAGCAUCAAUGGACACAUAGUUGACGGGCGUUUGGGAAUGGGAGCAACCUAAUACGAAUCUAUGAAAUUCUUGGAUGUCGUGAUUCGAAUCAGAUCCAAACUACAAAUCAGAUUUGAAAUGAGGAGACAAUCUGUCACUCUCCUUGAUCAUCCUUCUCUUAAAUGAGUUCAUUUAAAGUUUUUCAAUCAUACCUUUCUAGGUCCAGUCAUGGUCACCUGGUAAUCUUCCUUCCGAUCUAAAUUUUCUCUAGACACUUGAUCAAUGAGCAAGAUAAAAAGCUUCUGUUAGUUUUUCUGUAUGUAGUAGCUUUGCUUCUGACUUGUUCCAUUUAGAUGAAGGAAUAAGAAGCGACUAUAGCGAUUCGAAGGGCAGAAAUGAUGUCAUCAGUGGGUUGCUCUUCUCAUGGGAUGCUGAUGCAUCAAUGGCAGUAGCAUGCCCACUGAGUAGUGAUGGUAUUGCGGAUGCAAAUAUUAGUGCUCACAAUGAAGAUAAAACUCAGUGGAAGCUUUCAAUUGCUGCUUUCAACGUUAAGGGGGUGU
Molecule: messenger RNA, 3002 nt
Organism: Cynara cardunculus var. scolymus (artichoke)
Lineage: Eukaryota; Viridiplantae; Streptophyta; Magnoliopsida; Asterales; Asteraceae
Product: pentatricopeptide repeat-containing protein At5g39710
Exons: 2
Coding region: 1-2280 (759 amino acids)
Molecular function (GO): protein binding
Source: RefSeq, a predicted model, not a curated record